Molecule: messenger RNA, 1704 nt
Organism: Glarea lozoyensis ATCC 20868
Lineage: Eukaryota; Fungi; Ascomycota; Leotiomycetes; Helotiales; Helotiaceae
Product: MFS general substrate transporter
Exons: 7
Coding region: 1-1704 (567 amino acids)
Biological process (GO): transmembrane transport
Molecular function (GO): transmembrane transporter activity
Source: RefSeq, a predicted model, not a curated record
AUGGAAGAUAAUCAUGUCAAACGGGUAGAAGAGACUAUCACUGCAACAAAUCACAGGGAUGAUGAAAACACGGAGAAAAUUGAGAAGAGCAUGAGCUCAAGCGAAAUGAUGAAAUUAUCUCAACCGCCUAUCAUUUCCAUCGCAGAGGAGAAUCAGAUCCGACAUCUUACAGGUUGGAGGCUAUACUUACUCACCACUGGUCUUUGUCUCAGUGUUUUUCUGUCUUCACUUGACAUAACCAUCGUCAGCACUUCGCUAGCUGCGAUUGCAAAUGACUUUCAUGUAUCUGAUCAGGCUUCGUGGAUUGUUUCCAGUUAUCUUCUUACAUAUUCCAGCUUUAUAAUUGUAUGGGCUAAGCUCAGUGAUAUCUUUGGGAGAAAGACAUUUUUGACUAUCGCACUUGUGCUCUUCCUUUUAUUUUCAGGCGUAUGCGGAGGCGCCAAAACAUUGAUUCAGCUGAUAAUAUUUCGAGCAUUUCAGGGAGUCGGCGGCGCGGGAAUUUUUGCCAUGACACCAGCUAUUAUAGCAGAGAUGGUGCCUUCCAACAAAUUUGCUAAAUACAAUGCGCUUGCCUCAUCUGCUAUUGGUAUAUCAUUUUUGAUGGGUCCAUUAGUUGGGGGGGUAAUUAGCGACAGAUUGAGCUGGAGAUGGAUAUUCUUUAUCAAUCUUCCAGUUGGAACAGUCGCGGCAGUCCUUGCCCUAGUGUCUAUGCCAACAAAUUUUCCAAAUCACCAGCAGCCUCUGCAACGAGAGCACUCAUUGUUUCGUGAUGCUUCCAUACGGAUCGACUUUCCCGGGUUUCUAUUAUUUUUGAUAUCUAGUCUCUUGCUCGUCUGUGCGUUGCAAGAAGCCGGAACUGAAUAUGCGUGGUCUUCUGCGUUAGUGAUCAGCUUUCUUACCAUCUCAGCGGUUUGCUGGAUGCUAUUGUUCGCUUGGCAAAGAUUCAUUGCAAAGCGACAGAGCGCAAGGGAGCCUGUCUUACCAUGGAAAUUUCUUAAACAUAGAGUACUAAUGGGCGCUUUUUUAACUGCUUUAUUUGCUGGUGUUCCGUUCACAGCAAUAAUAAUUGAAUACCCUCAAAGAUUUCAAGUCGUCAACUGUGCGUCUUCGUUGAAUGCGGGCGUGAGACUGCUGCCAUUUUCUCUUCCUUGUGCUCUUGGAUCCGCACUCACUGGCGGUCUAACUUCAAGCUUGAGGAUACCUCCAAUUUUUGUUGUGUUAGCAGGGACGAUUUUACAAACAGUUGGGUUAGCUUUAGAGUUUUCAGUAAAUACUUCUCUUCGUGUGCCAGCACCUCAGUAUGGAUAUGAGGCACUUGUUGGCUUUGGUGUUGGCCUGACUCUUACAACUCUACUGUCAAUUGCCGGAUUUGCGGUGGAGGGUCCUGAUCGAGCCGUUGCUCUUAGUGGCGUUACUCAAUUGCGUGUACUCGGUGGGACAGUGGGCGUAUCGAUGGUCACCAAUUUACUGAAUAGUCAUGUCAAAGCAAGUUUGGCAUCUAUCUUGCCGCCCUACGCAGUUCGGCUUAUUCUUGAAACUACUCAAGCCAUUGAAUUUCUGGAUCCUCCUACUCAGGACAAAGUAAGACUCGUCUUCGCUGAUGGGUACAAAAUUGGAACUGGUGCAGUUCUGGGCUUUACCACAUUGCAAUUCUUGUCGAUUCUCCUUAUGUGGGAAAAGACGCCCAGAAAGAUUCCAAGAUAG